Molecule: messenger RNA, 818 nt
Organism: Teleopsis dalmanni
Lineage: Eukaryota; Metazoa; Arthropoda; Insecta; Diptera; Diopsidae
Exons: 3
Coding region: 60-818 (252 amino acids)
Source: RefSeq, a predicted model, not a curated record
CGGAUAAGCUGGAUAAACUGUGGAGCUUGGGAUUCCAUGACGCUGAUUGUCUGUUUGCCAUGCAUGAUUAUGUGCAAAAUGAAAAUAUUAAAGAAAUAAAAAUAUCGAAUAAUUUUACGGAAUUAUUAAAGCAAAAUAAACAAUCUUUAGUCUCACUCUCACUGGCGGAGAACACUUGCUUUGCUAUUUACAGGGACGAAACUCAGGAAGUGCUUAUAAAUUGUUUAACCAUUGAUGACAAUGGAGCAAUAGAAAUUUAUACCAAAGAAGUCAUACAGAAAACUGGUGUUAAACAAAUUUUACAAUUAAAUAUUGAUAAGAUCGCAUUGCUGCUAAGUGAGACUAUAGAAAUUUGGAGCGUUAAAGAUGACAUGAUCCUAAUACAAAACAUAUCUGUCAUGAAUUCACAACAAAUUGUAAAAGACACCCACAAUAAUGUGCUUUAUUUAGCUGCUAUAGAACCACACACAACAAACACUUCACGAGAAGGUACCAUUAACAUUUUUAAAUCAUUCAAUGGUUCAAAUUUUGUUGAUUUACAAUCGUUAAAUUGUGUGGAACCACAACAAAUUUUAUUCUCGAACAACAAAGAAUCGAAUGAUUUCAUCUUAUAUGUACUUAGAAAUGCUACAAAUCCAACAUUAAUAGCUUACCAACAUAAAGUUGACGUUGGUUUUAAGACGGUACUUGGUGUUUACACGUUAAACCCAGCCAAACAGCUGCAAAAUAUUCAAUUUACGUUGGAUCCGAAAUAUCUCAUCGCAUUAUACGGGAAAGAUGAUAUAACUAUUAUUGAAGCAAAGUUUGGAAUUCUUUAA